This is a messenger RNA of Mirounga angustirostris (Northern elephant seal), 3643 nucleotides long. RefSeq names its product ovochymase 1 (gene OVCH1). The coding region runs from base 1 to 3621 and encodes 1206 amino acids. The transcript has 23 exons. Gene Ontology annotation, molecular function: serine-type endopeptidase activity. Gene Ontology annotation, biological process: proteolysis; acrosome reaction. Lineage: Eukaryota; Metazoa; Chordata; Mammalia; Carnivora; Phocidae. The record is from RefSeq and is a predicted model, not a curated record.
AUGCCCUUGCUCCCGGGAUCCCGCAGCGGAGCCCCCUGCACACCUGUAAAGGCCGGGCGCGGUGUGUGUGUGGGGGGGGUGCGCCUGUGGCCCGGGGAUGAUCGAGAUGAUGGGGAUGAUGGGGAUGAUGGGGAUGAUGGGGAUGAUGGGGAUGACGGGGAUGACGGGGAUGAUGAGGAUGACGGGGAUGAUGGGGAUGAUGGGGAUGACGGGAUGAUGGGGAUGAUGGGGAUGACGGGGAUGAUGGGGAUGAUGGCGGGCAGCGGCAGCUGUGAGCCCAGCUGCGCGGCAGGUGCGGCCCACCGGCGCCCGCGCAGGAGUGAAGAGCGCGGCGGGCGCUUCCGGGAGCGGGGUCUGCGCCGCGGGGCUCGCGGUCCUCGCUCGGUUUCCGCAGCUGCGGAGGAGGAAGCGGGCCAGAGUCCCCCAGCCCCGGCCAGGAAAAUCGGAAGGUGGAAUCUUGAUAAAGUGAAUCCUUACACUGAGGUGCGCUGGGUGUGUGCGCAUGCGCGCACGCGCUCUCUCUGCCACCCAGGACUCAAGUGUGGGAUCCGCGCGGUUGACGUGAAAAGUACAGAAACUGUCUUGGAAACUGGGUUCUCUCCUAGAAUUGUUGGCUGGAGAAAUUCUACAGUCGGUGGGCAUCCGUGGCAGGUCUCCCUAAAAUUAGGGGAGCACCACUGCUGUGGAGGAAGCUUGAUCCAGGAGGAUCUGGUUGUUACCUCAGCACACUGCCUGGUUGGCCUCAAUGAGAAGCAAAUUAAGAGUCUGACUGUGACUGCUGGGCAGUACAGCCUCUCUCAGAAGGGUGAACAUGAACAGAAGAGUCCUGUCUCAAAAAUUAUUAUCCAUCCUGAGUACAAUAGACUUGGAUAUAUGAGUUCUGAUAUUGCACUGCUCUAUCUAAAACACAAGGUUGAGUUUGGAACUGCUGUUCAGCCAAUCUGUCUUCCCCAUAGAGAUGAUAAAUUUGAAGCAGGGAUUCUUUGCAUGACUAGUGGAUGGUGCAAGAUCUCAGAGACAUCAGAAUAUUCAAACGUCCUACGAGAAGUAGAGCUUCCCAUCAUGGAUGACCGAAUGUGUAACAGUGUGCUCAAGGGUAUGAACUUUCCUCUUCUGGGAAAGACCAUGAUGUGUGCCAGUUUUCCUGGUGAAGAAGAAGAUGCCUGCCAGGGAGACUCUGGAGGUCCGUUUGUUUGUAGAAGAGACAGUGGAAUCUGGGUCCUUGCUGGGAUAACUUCCUGGAGAGCUGGUUGGACUAGAGACUGGACUUCUUUAAGAACAAACCAUAGAGGGGCAUCAUUGGGCAUUUUCUCCAAGGUGUUUGUGUUGAUGGAUUUUAUCACUCAGAACAUAUUCACAGGUAGGUGUAAUUUCUGUGAAUUCACCCUUUCAUUCUACUUAUGUAUGUGGAGAAUAAUGGUACCAGAAGAUAAAAUUAUCCUGAUAAAAUUUACAAGCUUAGACAUACCAAAUCAAGUUGGAUGUGACCAUGACUAUGUAUCUUUACAAUCAAGCAAUGGAGUGCUUAUUAGUAAGGUCUGUGGAGGUCUGUUGCCUUCAUCAUUGCUGACAGAGACCAAUGAGGCCACAGUUACAUGCGUUUCUAGGACAGGAAACAGUGGCAACAGCUUUGAGCUGAACUUUACUGCUGUAUGGAAGAACUCAGGAGCAGGUUCAGGCUGUGGGAGUGUGGCUGCACCAGUGGAAGGAGGGACAAUUCACUCUGUCGAUUAUCCUGACUUGUAUCCCACGAAUGUAAGGUGUCAUUACUUCAGUCAUUCUCCAGAGAAACCCAUUAUAAAGUUGGAAUUUGAGGACUUUAUCACUGAAUUUAGCCAAAACUGUGUUUAUGAUGCUGUUGUGAUUUAUGGUGAUCCUGAAGAGGAGCACGAGUUAGAUAAGCUUUGUGGAAUCUUGAACCCUACUCCAGUAUUCAGUUCUAAUUACAUGCUGGUGAUUCAUUUUAAAAGUGAUGGUGAAAAUACCUUCCAGGGCUUCAAGGCUAGAUUCACCUUUGUGCUCUCAGACUCUUUAAACCAAGUUGGAUCAACAUCAACCCCCAAAAUCAAUCCCGUAUCUUCUGCAAAAGCUAUUCCAUAUGAUGAUUUCAUCUUCUUUGCUGUAGGCAUCUGUGGCAUCCCUCCAUUUAGUCUCCAGUGGCUUUCCAGAGGAAUUGUAGAGGGCGAAGAAGCCUGCCCCCACUGCUGGCCAUGGCAGGUGGGUGUGAGGUUUCUAGGUAGUCACCAGUGUGGAGGGGCCAUCCUCAACCCCACUUGGAUUCUGACUGCAGCCCACUGUGUGCAAUCGAAAAAUAAUCCUCUCUUCUGGACCAUUGUUGCUGGGGACCAUGACAGAACCCUGAAGGAACCAACAGAGCAGGUGAGGAGGGUAAAACACAUGGUGGUGCACGAAGACUUCGAUAGACGGAGCUCCGACUCGGACAUCGCCCUGAUACAGCUGAGCUCUCCUCUGAAGUUCAACUCCGUCGUGAGGCCGGUGUGUCUCCCGCAAAGCACGGAGCCGCUCCUGUCCUCGGAGAUCUGUGCUGUGACUGGAUUGGGAAGCAUUAGUGAAGAUGGCGGCUUAACAAGGCGCUUCCAGCAGAUUCGGGUGUCCAUGUUGGAAAGCGAGGGGAGCGAACGUACUUACUCCUCUCACCCAGGAGGGCUCACGGAGAAGAUGAUGGGUGCUGGCUUUGCAGACUCUGGAGGGAAAGAUUUCUGUCAGGGAGACUCUGGUGGCUCAUUAGUAUGUAGACAUGAAACUGGUCCCUUUGUCCUGUAUGGCAUUGCUGGCUGGGGAGCUGGCUGUGCCCAGCCAAGGAAGCCAGGUGUAUUUGCCAAGGCGAGUGUCUUCUUGGACUGGAUCCAAUCCAAAAUCAAAGGUGCAGGUCCUGCUUCACUUCAGAUAAAUAAUGAAAGCAAAACCUUACCAAGACAACAGUUGCCACCACCCCCACCCUCAACAGACAAUGCAUCUGGACCAGGUUGUUACUCUGAGGUGGAACUAGAAGAACCCAGAGGCUUUUUCUCAACUCCAGGAUAUCCACUGGAUUAUAGAGGAGAACUGGAAUGUUCUUGGGUGCUCAGAGUGUCCCCGAACAGUAUGGCAAAAUUGACGGUUGAGUACCUGUCACUGCCUUGGUCUCCUGUGUGUCCAGAUUCAGUUAUGACUAUUUACGAAGAAAGCCAUGAUGAGAGAAGGGUGUCAGGUGAAUUAUGUGGAAGAGGGCUUUACCCAAUGAUUUUCAUGAGCUCCGGACCGCUGGUGAGAGUGGCAUUUCAUUCCCUUGUGCAAGGUGCUUUGGGCAUAAGUUAUAUUGUCUUUAGAGUCCAAGGUCCAAAGGGCAGCAAAACUACCAAACUUCUCCAGAGUUCAAACCAAGAACAGACAGCCACUUGGGAGGAUGUUAUCCUGACUAAACCAGGAGGAAUCAUACAGAUCCCAAGAUACUCUCACAGAACCAUUAUGAGUUGCCACUGGAAGUUAUCAGCCCCUUUACAGCACGUCAUUCGCCUUGAUAUUAUCAACUCCCAGAUGAAGCCGACGCCCUUGGCCUGUCAGGGUCACAUGUGGGUUUAUGAAGGAUUUGGAUCAGGCAAAAAAUUAAUAGGUAACUAAUAUCCCAUGAAGAACUAUGCUC